CUGACCACGGCGCUGUUAGAGCGGCCCGUCUUCGCCGCGAAGCUGCUGGCUGGCCAGAUGCCCGAGAAUAUCGAGGACGUCUUCAGGGACGUAGGACUUUCCCUCUUCCCUGACAGGAGUGACGACCUUGAGACCGACUGCUCAUGCCCCGACUGGUCGAAUCCUUGCAAGCACAUCGCGGCGGUCUACCUCCUCCUGGGUGAGGAGUUCGACCGCGACCCCUUCCUGAUCUUCAAGCUGAGGGGAGCGGAACGUGGAGAACUCUUGAGCUUGGCCGGACGCGAGGCCGUGGGCAGCAGCGUCGGAGCCUAUGAAACGACCAUCAAGUCUCGUGCUGACCAGGGGACAGAUCAAUCACCAACUGAGCCUCUUCCUGCUGAGCCCGCCGAGUUCUGGGGACAGGAGACCACUGAGCGAGAGGAGGCUGCCCAUGGGGCAGCGCGCAUCCCAACGGUUUCUGCGUCGCUGCCGAAACGGUUGGGCAACUUCCCGUUCUGGCGGGGCCGCGAUGGCUUCAUACCUGCGUUGGAGGAGAUAUACAGCAGGGCGUCGCCUGCCGGAUUGGAUGUGUUUCUUGGGGAACGGCAGCGCUCAGUGCGUUCGAAAGCCGCUGGUCAUGAUGAGUGA
Geodia barretti is the source of this 627-nucleotide messenger RNA. Lineage: Eukaryota; Metazoa; Porifera; Demospongiae; Tetractinellida; Geodiidae. The record is from the annotation of a GenBank genome assembly.